Messenger RNA from Anarrhichthys ocellatus (wolf-eel), 1526 nucleotides. Its product is annotated as perforin-1-like. NCBI's taxonomy places the organism in Eukaryota, Metazoa, Chordata, Actinopteri, Perciformes, Anarhichadidae. The transcript is spliced from 2 exons. Gene Ontology annotation, cellular component: membrane. The coding region runs from base 44 to 430 and encodes 128 amino acids. Gene Ontology annotation, biological process: T cell mediated cytotoxicity; defense response to virus; immunological synapse formation. The record is from RefSeq and is a predicted model, not a curated record. Gene Ontology annotation, molecular function: wide pore channel activity.
UGGUGAGAGACAAGAUCUCCAGACUACAGCCUCCUGUGACGCCAUGGCCUCCAGUCGUCCCCUCCUGCUUUUGGUCCUGUGCAGUCUGACUCUGGCUGAUGCCCACUUUAAGCUGUUUAACCUGCGGGCCAGCAAUCUUCCCUCCAACAUCCUGGGAGACACAGACGGCUAUGUCAAAGUGUUCUGUGGCUCUGCCUCUCUGGGUGAAACGUCUAUUCGCAACAACAACCCUAACCCCUGGUGGGAGGAGGAGUUCACCCAUUUUAAGGCCCAGCAGAAUGACGUGCUAAGGCUUGAGGUUCAUGACAGUGACUUCGGCUUCGAUGACUUGCUGGGAGUCUGCCAGCGUCAGAUCAAACUGGGAACACACAGCCACGACUGCUUCCUGACGAAAGGUGGCACCCUCCACUAUACCUACACACUCGGCUGAGACAUUCGGCAUGUGUAGAUGUAUUUGACCUUGAUGUAAUAGUCACAAUCAUCCUAAUUUAGAAAUAGGAUUAGAUCAGAACAAUAGUGACUCAUUAACUUGAUCAAUGAACCUUGUUCUGGUAGCUGUCACACUAUCAUUGGCUAUUUGACCCUGUUUCUUAGACUGCCAAUGAGAAAUAAAGUGUGCUGGAAGAACCAAAGUGUAUGUUUUCAGUCAUUCAGCAUAAUAAUGUGGUAGUGAAAGAUAUAAAUAAUAAUUUGACCUUUUCUUGUUGACAGGAGUUUACCACCCUCUAGGGCUGAUAAAGUUUACUUUAUAAAUUCCUGAUGAACAUCACAUCAAACCACUCAUGAGAGUAAGGUACAUGUAUGGGAGAGUUGAAACAAAGUAAAGGAUGUUGCUCUUUUUCCUCUCUUGUAAAAUAACAUGACAAACCUGUAACUGUGAAAAAACUGAAAAAUACCAUUUUCUUAAAGUUUUUUUCACAUAAAAAGAAAAUGUAUCCUUUCAUAAAUAUUUACUUUUUUAAUAGAUGUAAUUGUUAGAUUCAUGUUUAAUACAUGUUUUAAAAUAGAUACAAGUGACAAUUAAUAGUAAAAGAAGUAUUGUUUCUGUAAUUUCACAUAGAACUCAUUGUUAAUUGAUAUUUUGUAUAAUUAUGGAACAACAAUGUUGAGUAUGGGUUGUUAUGAGUGUAUAAUAUCUUUUAGCAUUGGUAAACUGUUCAAAUAGUUUUUAUUAUUGAAAAGAAGAAAAAGUUGUAGUAAUAGAAACUGUUAUUCUAAAUAGAUUUAUUGUUAUAUGAAAGGUAUUUGUGAUUUUAAUGAGGCUGAAAAAUAAAUAUAAAAUGCUUGUAAAAUUACAGGUUUAUAUGAUUAAAAAUACAAUAUUUUAAUGUCAUUUUACAGAUACUUGCUUUACUAAUAAAGUUAUUUACCACCUAAAAUUAGGAUUAAUACCGUACAUAAUUCGUAAAGAAAGGAAUGAUAAAAAGAUAUAUCUUCUGUUAUUUUACAUAACUUUACUAUCAGGUACAGGAAUAAGUCUCAGCUGCCAUUAAAAAAAAAAACUUUGCAAAUUUCACCUUGGUGCU